Molecule: messenger RNA, 1049 nt
Organism: Protobothrops mucrosquamatus (brown spotted pit viper)
Lineage: Eukaryota; Metazoa; Chordata; Lepidosauria; Squamata; Viperidae
Product: NSFL1 cofactor p47
Exons: 7
Coding region: 7-882 (291 amino acids)
Biological process (GO): autophagosome assembly; membrane fusion; nuclear membrane reassembly
Cellular component (GO): nucleus; cytosol
Molecular function (GO): ubiquitin binding
Source: RefSeq, a predicted model, not a curated record
GGCAAGAUGGCGGACCGCGAAGAGGCGUUGAGGGAGUUCGUGGCCGUGACCGGGGCCGAGGAGGAGCGGGCGCGCUUCUUCCUGGAGUCGGCGGGCGGGGAUCUGCAGAUUGCCCUGGCUAGUUUCUACGAAGAUGGUGGCGACGAAGACAUCAUGACGCUCCCCCAGCCCACCUCCAGUUCCGUGACGAGAGGCACCGCAGCCAGCGACCACAGGGUGACCUCCUUCCGUGAUCUCGUCCAUGCUCAGGAAGAGGAGGAGGAGGAGGAAGAAGGACAAAGGUUUUAUGCUGGUGGGUCCGAACGGAGCGGGCAGCAGAUUGUUGGCCCCCCAAGGAAGAAGAGUUCGAACGAGCUGGUGGAGGACCUGUUCCGGGGGGCCAAAGAACACGGGGCGGUGGCUGUCGACAGGACAGCUAAGAGCCCCGGGGAAGGCAGCAGGCCAAAGCCCUUCGCAGGAGGAGGGUACCGCUUGGGAGCUGCCCCCGAGGAAGAGUCCGCUUAUGUGGCGGGAGAAAUGAGGCCAAACGCUGCCCAGGAUGUGAGUAUUUCAGGCACUGCCCCCCAAGUGAUGGGGUCCAGCUCGCCCUCGCAGGAGGCGGAGAACGAAGCCAAAGCCCGUUCCUUGAUCACCAUCGACGAGACGGAGCCCACCACCAACAUCCAGAUCCGGCUGGCAGACGGAGGGCGUCUCGUACAGAAAUUCAACCACAGUCACAGGAUCCGUGACAUCCGGCUGUUCAUCGUGGACGCCCGGCCGGCUAUGGCGGCCACGGGCUUCGUCCUCAUGACCACCUUUCCCAACAAGGAGCUUUCGGACGAGGACCAGACCCUGAAGGACGCCAACCUCCUGAACGCCGUCAUCGUCCAGCGGUUCGUAUAAGGGGAAGCCGCCCGCCGGUCCACAUCGCGUCAUUCUCUCUGUCUUCGCGUGGUUCACCGCCUCCGCCCCCACCGCCGUGGAAAGGCGGCCACCCAGUGAUCACGCCAGUUUUCCACCUCUCGGGUUGCGAAUUCCCCUAUUUGGGUUUCUUCUCGCUUUAAUUUUUU